AUGCCGGGCCAGAUUAACGAACAAACUGGGGAGGGAGGACCUGAUGGCAGGCAGGCUACCUCACUAACCAUCAUCCUCUCCGCUUGCCCUUCCAACAGCGAAGACCACCGUGGCACCCCCGAAGCCCCAGGACGAGUCGUGACUCUCAUCUCGCGCUCGUACUGGGAGCAGCUGACCGACCACCAUGACUCGGCCCCCGAGAAAGUCUGGGGCGUCGCCUACCGCAUCAUCCCCGAGCGCGUCGCCGAGGUGAAGGACUAUCUCGACAUUCGCGAGAUAAACGGCUAUACAAUCCACUACACCCCCUUCCACCCAGCACCCAGCAUCGACAACAACACCAACGAUCCGCUGACUGCCCUGCCCGGGAAACUGCCGAUCCAAACGCUGGUUUACAUCGGCACGCCAGACAACGAGCAGUUCGUCGGCCCGCAGGACCCCCAGAAGCUAGCCGAGCACAUCUACCACAGCGAGGGGCCAUCGGGGCUGAACCGUGAUUACUUAUGGGGUCUGGAAAAGGCCCUCGAUGAACUCAGUCCGGAAAGCGGUGACGAGCACGUCACCGACCUGUCGAAUCGGGUUCGAGCGGUGGCGGCGGCAGCGGCGGCGGAAGGGAAAGGAGAGGUGGUGGUGAGCCAGACUGACAGAAAAAACCAAAUCCUGCGUGCGCAAUCUCCUGUCACUGUCAGUCUGGACGGUUCUUCUUCUUUGGAGCAUCAACAUGAGCAUCAUCAUCAUCAUCAACAACAACAACAACAUCACGAGUUCUAA
Messenger RNA from Podospora pseudopauciseta, 768 nucleotides. RefSeq lists its product as uncharacterized. Gene Ontology annotation, biological process: glutathione catabolic process. Gene Ontology annotation, cellular component: cytoplasm. The transcript is spliced from 2 exons. The coding region runs from base 1 to 768 and encodes 255 amino acids. Lineage: Eukaryota; Fungi; Ascomycota; Sordariomycetes; Sordariales; Podosporaceae. Gene Ontology annotation, molecular function: gamma-glutamylcyclotransferase activity; glutathione specific gamma-glutamylcyclotransferase activity. The record is from RefSeq and is a predicted model, not a curated record.